AUGGCUGACUCCUCGUUGAUUCCGACCAAGCACCUUAACUUGUCGACCAACUUUUCCGCCGACCCCAAGCGCCGAAGCAGCUCGAGAUAUUUUCCCUACUUGUUCAAGUUUCACGUUCCCCAGCCAACUUGUGUCUUCUGUGGCUCGAUCGAAACGUACCACCACUUUCUGUUCAUUUGCCGGUACGGCCAAUCCGUGUGGCAGUACUUCAAGAAAAUACAGCAAAUUUUGGAGUGUCCAUUCCCGCGCAACGAACUCGAACUGUUUUUCGAGCUCCCCAAGCCGCCGGAUGGCUAUUACGUCCGUGGGUAUCUGAAGAUCUGGCCCAUCGUCCGAGCGUGCGUUUACUACCAAAUUUGGCUACAGCGCGCCGAUCUCAUGUUUCGUCCCGACCUGCCAUUGAAGACUCCAUUGGAAACGGCAAUUCAUGCCGCCAGCCUCAAUUACCUUAACUUGAUGAUUCUUAUCCGGGAUUUACCUCCCCAGAAGGGCUACACGAAAGUCUUCAACGUCCUGCGAGUGCUAUCCGACAUCCGUGGUUGA
Aphanomyces invadans is the source of this 543-nucleotide messenger RNA. RefSeq lists its product as hypothetical. The record is from RefSeq and is a predicted model, not a curated record. NCBI's taxonomy places the organism in Eukaryota, Oomycota, Saprolegniomycetes, Saprolegniales, Verrucalvaceae. The transcript has 2 exons. The coding region runs from base 1 to 543 and encodes 180 amino acids.